UCUCCCCACUCUCUUCUCCCUUAACCCAUUCACCCUCUCUUUCUCUCUCCUCAAAGUUUUGCUCUGUCUCCAGAAAAACUCCAUUAAAAUGGAAUCAUCUGCAACAUCAUCUAUCAGAAGGCCUUUUUUCCGCGGCGGAGAAGACGACGGUUUAGCUUCAAUCGCUGGUUUUUCCGGUAACAACCACCCUAAUACUACCAACAAUAACAACCACGGAUAUCCCGUAAAUCAUCAUCAGAAUCAGCCUUUUACGUGCUACAACGGCGACGGCGGUGGUGGUAUUAUGAUGAGAAGAAGGAAUAGUCUUAGAAAUAUAACUUCUCUUUCCCCUGUUUCUUCUCCUACUAGAUCCGUAUCCGCUCGCCUGUUUGAUGCUAGAUUUGAAGAGCUCCAUUCUCCUCAUUUCCUCGAAUCAUGCCAUCUUUGCAAGAAGCCUCUCGGCGGUAACCGCGAUAUCUUCUUGUACAGAGGGGAUACGCCGUUCUGCAGUGAAGAGUGUAGGCAAGAACAGAUUGAUAUUGACGAAUCCAAGGAGAAGAACAGAAAAAUGAAGGCGUUAAGAAGCAAGAAAGAAGCAAAUAAAUCAAGUUCUGCUAAUUCAUCAUCUUCCCCUAGUAAAACCCCAAGCUACCCUUUUCGGACCGGAACUGUCGUCGCUGCGUAAACUUCACUACUUACAAUAACAGCGAAAAAAAAUAAGGGAAAAAAGAUCCAAAUUUCCCCAAUUAAAGACUUCAAUUGGGGAAAAAGAAGAAAAAAGUGUUACAUAAAUAUAAAGGAAUUAGGGGUUUUUGUUUACUGAUGAUGAUCUUGGAAGAUCUAUUUUGGGGAGAAGUUUGUGAAAUUGUGGAUUGACUUUGUUGAUUUACAGUCAAAGGAGAAAGAAAGAGAGGAAAACAGAGCUCAUGAGAGUGUUAUGCAACAAGAAGAAGAAGAAAUCGCAGGGAUGUGCAUAUGAUGAUGGAUGGGUUUAUUUUAGAUGGGAAAUUACUCUAUGAAUGGCUCUUUUUUUUGUUUUUGUGAAGUAAUCCCAAUAAAAUGGGUUUGGAAAAAAAAAUAAAAUAA
Molecule: messenger RNA, 1065 nt
Organism: Spinacia oleracea (spinach)
Lineage: Eukaryota; Viridiplantae; Streptophyta; Magnoliopsida; Caryophyllales; Amaranthaceae
Product: FCS-Like Zinc finger 1
Exons: 2
Coding region: 89-664 (191 amino acids)
Source: RefSeq, a predicted model, not a curated record